GGGCAGAAGACGGAACCGCUCGGGUAGGUCGACCGCAUCUGUCGCCAUGUCACUGGAAGGAACUCCCAAUGUGGCCCUUCUCCUUGUUUGGGGCGUCCAAGUCCCGCGAGCGCCGCGGGGGCGAGAAGUCGCGUCCAGUUUCCUUGGCAGAGAUCUUGUUGCGCCUGGAGCGCUUGGAAGCCACGUGUCUCACCUCGGCCGAUUCUUGGACGGGCGAAUCGCUCUGCGAGCGCUCGGUCUUGCAGCCGGCCUUACAGGCACUUGAGAGCGAUGCCGGAUGUUGGAGGCUCCUGGCAGCCCAAGCAGAGAAGGACCCUGGCUGUGGCAGCGCGAUCAGUGCUUUGCUGGGGCUUGCCAUCGGUGACUCUGUUGGUGGUCCGCUCGAGUUCCUGCCGGUGACGGAGUCCUUCGACGAGUGGGACACCAACCGGCCUUGCGUGCUGCAGGGCGGUCGUGACGCAGAUGGCCGUCUCCUCUACCGCCACGCGUACAAUCGCUUUCAGCUGAAGCCAGGCCAGUGGACGGAUGACACCAGCAUGGCCCUGUGCUUGGCCGACUCUUUGCUAGUGAAGACGGGCUACGAUGGUGGCGAUCUUCGAUUGCGGUGGCACAUGUGGUGGUUCCAUGGCUACUGCAAUGCCUUCCGCUAUGAUGAGCGUCGCCACGGCCGAUCGUCCGUCGGCCUCGGUGGCAAUGUGGCCAAGUCCCUGGCCGACGUGGAGCGCCACGCCUUGCGCGGUGGCCCCGUGCCGGAGAUCUACGGCUCCGUGGCCAACGAUGCAGGAAAUGGCUCGAUCAUGCGGCUGUCUCCUGUGCCCAUUGCCUAUCACUCGCACGUUGAUGAGGCCAUGCGGAUCGCCAUCUUACAGAGCCGCGCCUCGCAUCCCUCCUGCGAUGCCGCUGCCUGCUGCGCCUUCAUGGCCUUCUUCAUCGUCAAGGCCAUCGCCAUGCACAAGAGCGGCGGAUCUCCCUCGGCAGACGUGCGCGGCUUCGUGGGCCGCGCAGUGGAGGGCUUCCUGGCCAGUGGCUUUGAGGAGAUGAAGGAGUGGCAGGACAUGGAAGGUUGUGGCCGCGCGGAGGGCGCGUUCCGCGUGCGCGCGCUGCUGGGCUCCGCGCCGCCCAGCCUGAAGGAGAGCAACUGGGAUUGGAAGAGUCCAGCACCGAAGAUCCAACAGGCGAUCACUGAGCGAUUGAAGGGCCGGAGGUACAAUGGACAUCCAAUCAUUGAUACGUAUUGGGGCGCCUAUUGUAUGGAUGGCCUGGCCAUGGCUUUGUGGGCUUUGUGGCAUUCCAAGAGCUUUUCGGAAAGCAUCAUGAAGGCGGUGAACCUCCUGGGAGACGCCGACACCAUCGGGGCCAUUUGUGGCCAACUGGCUGGAGCUUUGUAUGGCUGGCGUGGCCUGGCUGGCGACAGCUGGGGGCGGAUGCGUCUCACGGAGCUCCAGCGCUGGGAUCCCUUCGGGGAAGUCGGCUUGCGUGCUGCGUUGCUGUACCAUCAUGGACCGCUGCGGGUCUUGCAGGUGGAGCUGCGACAAAAGGAGGGUCACCCGGCGGUCCGCGUCUUUGAUCAGCCGAACGACAGCGCUGGGCGGCAGACCGUGGGUGAAAUUCCCUCCCGGUCCAGUGCUUGGCAAUUGAUGCGCGAGGGUGAUUUCGCGCAGGUGGUGGCGGAGGACGCUGCCGGGCGUUGUGUGGAAGGAUGGGUGGGCAUCAAAAAUGUGGUGCGUGUGACGAGCGUGGGCACCACGGCGCAGCCCAGCAACAUGGACGAAGGAGCCAGUUUCACGGCCCAGGAGGAUCCUCCGUCUCACAGCUGCCCCGCCUACCCCACCAGGACGCGCCGCCCGCCGGACUCCUCGAUGGGACGAGGCUCUUCACGAAGGUCCUUGACAACCCCGCCGGUGAGCCGCCGGGUAGGCAUUUGAGUCCCACGAUUCGGUGCGCGGAGCCCACGGUCCAGCCCGGGUGUUUGCCGCCAGCCGUCGAGGUGGGCAGAGAGCUGGUCCUGGGAGGUGGUGGUAUGGUGCUUUCCGAGGUCCAAUGGCACGGGGAUCCCCCAAGAGGAUUUUUGGUAUGGGGGUCUCCCUGCAUUUGGUUCCCCCCCCCCCGAACUUGGACAUUUGUGC
Durusdinium trenchii is the source of this 2126-nucleotide messenger RNA. The record is from the annotation of a GenBank genome assembly. NCBI's taxonomy places the organism in Eukaryota, Dinophyceae, Suessiales, Symbiodiniaceae.